Molecule: messenger RNA, 1227 nt
Organism: Maniola jurtina (meadow brown)
Lineage: Eukaryota; Metazoa; Arthropoda; Insecta; Lepidoptera; Nymphalidae
Exons: 3
Coding region: 86-793 (235 amino acids)
Source: RefSeq, a predicted model, not a curated record
UUAGGGAAGGAAGCGACCAGUACACUGGUAAGUACUGAAAGGUGAUGGCAACCUGAACAAGUGCAUACCGUCAGUCGGCGUGACAAUGUAUCGGUGGUUGGUUGUGUGGCAAGCGCUACUGUACGUAGCGAGUGGAACGUUGGACUUGAGGUUGCUAAACCCGCGGUAUCCUUCAGCUUCACAGUUUGAGUGUUAUGACUAUCCGCCUGCUAUGCCUCUCAGAUCUUAUGAUACAGGCUGGCCGAUGCAUAAAAAUUUCGGGAAGAUACUGGACAUAACAACCCCAAGAUAUUGGCCCAGCUCAACCAAAGGCUUUAAUGAUAUCUCACGAAGAAUCGAUUUACUUUGGAACCGUGACGAAAUAAUCAAAGAGCACGCUAAAUUGGUUCAAGACAUAAACAGCCUUAAACAAGUUAUGUACGUCGCUCCAGUGGCCGAAGAGAGAGAUUACGACGACAGUGUCUUUCCUGAACUAAUAGAAACAUUCUCUACCACCACGGCUCGACCGGCGACUAGAAGUGCCAGGCCAACUAAAUCCGGCUUCCCAGUUAUAGUGUUGGGUGGAGGGAGCCGCCGACAUUCAACCAGAAAUCAACCGCCAAAGAUUCCGAGGAGAACUAUAAGCUUAGUUGGGACCUCAUCUCCUGUAGUGAGACAUCCGUAUCCCUUUGUGAUGGCGGCGGCAUCCAAUCAGCCGGUUAGAAUCUGCAUGCCAUCAUCUCUUACGUACCCAACUACUACCCGACCACCGAGCCUAUGGGAGCGUAUAGUGAGGGCAAUUAUUCCUAGAUAAAAGUCAAACAGGUAGGUAGUACUAAAUCGGGCGCGACUUAAUCCCCCGAGAGUUAUAUACUUAGGUAAUACACAGUGAUUUAUUAUUGUAAACAGUUUUCUCAUUGUUUUUUGUUGGUGCACGGAAAGCGAGAGUACCUACACUCACUCGUGCAUAUUAAAGACUCGUUCACAUCGGCUGAUUUAAGUUUCAGCUUUAAAUUUAAGAUUUAUUUGACGUAGUAAAAUCUUACAUUAUGUAUUUUCGUCAUUAAAUUAUGAAAUCGACUACAUUUUGUUAUUUACUUACUUGUGAUUUGACUGUUUACGCCGCACAUAACAGAUAAGUUAAUUUUAUCGAAAUCUGUUUCGUAGAACUACAAAUGAAUGAAGCGUGAGCGCGAAAAAUGAUUUUUUUAAAUGCUUUAGUAGUUAUUUAAAAUAAAAACCGGUUAA